AUGACUGAUACCACGGACAUCACUACGACUAAUACCUGUUCGGCGUGCCGGGGAACCCUUGGCGCGGACGAUGUCGCGUACCAUUGUGCCGGAUUCUGCAAUGACGCGUUUCACGGCAAGUGCCUGGGAUUGCCGCAGACAUGCCGCAAAGAGCUGUUCCGCAACCCGCAGCUUUUGUGGGUUUGCCCCAGCUGCUCGGUCAUGUUGGAGGACGGCGCUAUGCGGAUGAAGAGUGUUGUGCUGCGUGGGUUGGACCCCAUGUUUGAUCGGUUGAAGAGCGACAUUCUGGCUGAGUUCGAUCGCCGGUUCUCUCGCCUGGUAGAGUCGUCUCGCUCUCCUGUCGCCGUCGCCGAUCGCCGUACUGAUGCCUUGCAUGCCGGUGCGACAACCGACACCUCAUACGCUGCCGUGACCAAGGAACGCACGUUGCCUGACCGCCGCCACGAAGCCACCGCGGCUUCACUUAAGCCUCCGCUUGUCGUCGGUACUGCGCCGAAGCAACUAAUUAAGACUGUCCCUGCACCCCAACCCAGGCUGUGGCUCUUCAUUUCGCGUCUGUCGACGGACACUACCGACGCGCAGGUUUCUGACAUGGUGUGUCAGUGUGUUGGUGACACGGAUGUUGUUAUCAGGAGGCUGCUUGCGAGAGACCGUGACAUCGCAUCUGUCUCGUUUCUCUCUUUCAAGGUCGGCUUACCUCCGGCCUUGAGAGAAAAAGCACUCGAUCCGGCGACGUGGCCAGCUGGUGUCAGCUUCCGUGAGUUUGUUAGCAAGCCCCGGCCCAACAUACCUGCGUCCGGGUUGACGUCAUCUCCCGUCCCGGAUCAGAUGUGUUUCACCAACCUGAGUUCCAUGGCAAAAUCGUUGACGCCGCCCCGUUUCUCUGCAAUGGCACUACGUUUUGGCAACCGAUCGUUCGGCUCGCCCACCAAUCGGUGCAAAAGGCCCCGUCCGGACAGCGCCUCGAAUAAUGCUUUGAGUGCGACUAUUGGCGACUUUCUGGAGCAGUCGAAGCUGGGUGAUCGUCUGCUACUAGUUGGCGAUUUCAAUCAGCCG
This is a messenger RNA of Anopheles cruzii, 1056 nucleotides long. RefSeq lists its product as uncharacterized. NCBI's taxonomy places the organism in Eukaryota, Metazoa, Arthropoda, Insecta, Diptera, Culicidae. The annotation marks the transcript as partial. The transcript has 2 exons. The record is from RefSeq and is a predicted model, not a curated record.